CAUCAUUUAUAUUGAUGUCUGAGCAUCAGCGUCGCUACCUCGCUGUUUUCCAUUCACGAAACACAUAAAAAUCAACACAUAGUUAUUGGGGUCGGCUCCAAACGUCUGUGGCUCGACUGUAUACGGCUAUUGACCGUUGCCACAGAGAGAUGACGUGACACGUAUACCUACCGCAGCCACACGGAUUCAGAAUGAGUGUUGCACGGGCAGGCUUCAGCGUACACAAAAGUCGAAACUCAGCGACCGGGUGUGGGCGCAGUGGAACAAUAUAUCGAACAGUAGAUUGGCGUGCGCACGACACAAAAGGCGUGCCACCGUAUGAAAAAAAAAUAUAAUAAUAAUAAAACCGUCAGCCGCUGAACCGUGGCCGCAGGGACAGUCGGUCCAUCGAAGCUUCCCGGAAAGAUCCGGGAAGAGCGGUGCGACCUGGCCACCGGAAGUCCCACAUUUGAAUGCCGCCGGCCGCCGAGCGGGUCGCCAUUGGCCCAGCGGGCAGCGUCCCGUGACGUCAGAGAGCGCGCUUUCCGCAACGGGCCAAUGGCCAGGCCGGAAGUCGAGACUGCCGCGAGCGAGCCACCGCGCGCGCGCGCGCGGUCGUCUUCGUACAGCGGGCCAAGUAGGGACGACGGUGCAUGCGCGGUGCUGAUGGUCGCUGAGCACUUUCCGUUGCUGUGUGAACCCGCCGACUAACUGACUUAACUCGAUGCCUGUGCCGUUGUUGGUGUGCCCCGUGGCGGGCUGAUGUGAACAGCCCGGUGCCAGGGAUGACGGACGCUUUUUGCUCGUAGACGGUGCUUCGGCCCAAGAUGGUCUAUAGCUGGUCCACCAUGGUGCCCCUGGUCUCCUUUCUCGCGGCGCUAAGGAUUUUGACCGAAGCUCAAAGUUGCAACAACGGGGUCGGGAAGCUAGUCUACGAAAAAAUCUCCGACUACAAGCUCAGCGCCGGCUUCGGCGGGGGACGGCAGCGCGUCGAACUGAUCACGCGCGCCGAGCAGCCAAUCAAGGUGCUGGAGGAGUGCGUCCGCCGCUGCCAGGAAGACCGGACGACGGCCGUGGCCCAGUGCCUGUCGUUCGACUUCAUGCCGGGACGCCGGAGGCCCCCGACCCCGGCUCAGGCCGCCGGCUCGGCGCCCGUGGAGUUCGAGGAGUCCGUGUGCUACCUCUACUACGACAGGGCGUCGCCCGACGGGGGAGAGACGCUCGUUCGCCAGAACAACGCCUGGCACUUCAACGAAGUCUGCCUCUCCUCCAGCAAAGUGAUCACCGAGUGCUCGAGCCGCCUGUACGUGUUCGACCGGAGCCCCAGCUACCGGAUGGACGGCGUCGGCGACAAGGAGGUGUACGCGUCGAACCGCACCGAGUGCGAGGACAAGUGCCUCUCCGAGGCGAGCCUGGUGUGCCGCUCGGCCACGUACGACCGCGCGGGGCAGCUGUGCCGGCUCAGCCCGGAGACCCGGUACAUGAACCCCAAGGGCUUCAAGCCGGACUCGAACGCCGAGUACAUGGAGAACCUCUGCCUGCCCAGCUCGCAGCUGUGCACCACGACGGCGUUCAUCCUGGAGGCCGGCAAGGAGCUGGACGGCGCCUUCGAGCGCGAGGUGGUGUCCACGCGCGACCUGCAGGAGUGCUCGAACUACUGCACGCGCAGCCUGCCGGAGCGCGGCUACUUCUGCCGCUCGUUCCUGUUCGACGACAAGGCGCGCACGUGCACGCUGUACGACGAGGACCCGCUGGGCUACGGCGAGGGCAGCGAGGGCCACAAGCCGCUCAAGAGCAGCACGGGCGACCUCUACCGGGUGCUGUGCGGGAGCUCGGAGCGCGACGUGCUGCUCAACAACGCCACGUUCGAGUGCUACCGGCGCAAGCGGCUGGACGGCUCGCACCAGGUGGAGGUGAAGGCGUACUCGUUCCACGAGUGCCUGGACGAGUGCAUGCGGCGCUACGCCCGGGACUGUCGCUCGGUCGAGUACUCGUCGCGCUACCAAAUGUGCCGCUUCAGCUCCUACGACGGCCAGCCCAGGCCGAACCUGAUCGACGACGACCACUACGACUUUUACGAGUUCAAGUGGUACCGGAGCGCCGGCCACGCCGGAGGCCACGGCUACGGACCUGGACUCGGCGGAGCGGGCGCGGGCGGCGGCGUUGGAGUAGCGGGAGGAACCGUUCCCGGUUUCGGCACCGGAGGCGGCGGCUACGGUCCUCCGCCACCGUCUCCCGGCUUCGGCGGCCACGUCGGCUCCGGCGGCCCGGGCGGCUACCACCACGGCUGGCACGGCAUACACGGCACCCACCGGGGCUACCCGUCGCCCGGCGUAGCCGGCGGCGGCGGCUACGACCCGCCCAGCUACCCCCACGGCCGCUGGCCUCCGACCAGCUAUCACCCACUCCCGGGCCGCGGUUCCUCGAUCGGCUCGGCGAGCGGUGGCUACGGGGCGUCCUCGGGAGGCUACGGUUCCGGAGUCUACUCCACGGGUAGCUACGGUGGCUACGGAAGCGGGUCUUGGAGCAGCGGCGGCGGCGGUAGUGGUGGUGGUUACGGCGGCAGUUCCGUCGCCGGAGGGUUUUCGGGAGGCGGUUAUGGGAGCGCCGGCUACGGCGCCAGUCCCUAUGGCGGAGCUCCCGGCGGAGCUGCCGCGGGAGCGGGCGGCGUGGUGCCGCCGAUCCACGGCGGAGCGGGGACGUUUCCCGCCCACCCGCCGCCUCCCCCGCCUCCCCACGUGCCCCACCAACCGCUCCCCCCAGUGGCGGGACCGGGAGGCCCGCCGCCGCCACCGUUCGCGCCGCCGCUUCCGCCAGGUUUGGCGGAGAAGUGCAAGUUCUCGUCGGCCGUGUUCCGGCGGGUGGGCUACGGGACGCGGCUCAAGAGCUUCUACGUGAGGCGGGUGGUGCGCACCGAGCGGCUCGAAGAGUGCGAGCAGGCCUGCUCCGAAGCGCAGGACAUCCACUGCAAGUCCUUCAACUUCAGGGCAUUCUUCCCGGACAACUGUGAGCUCAGCGACUACGACUCCCGACAGCUGCAGCUCAGCAACCCCGCCCACUUCGACCAAAGCACGCAGUUCGACUACUACGAACGCGACGACCUCGGACACGGCCCAGGUGCAGCGGGAGGCGACUGCUUGGACGUAAGCCAGACAUGCACGCCGGAUGGGAUGGAGUUUUCCCUGAGAACCGUGGACGGCUUCUACGGUCGGAUAUACACGUACGGUUUCUACGACUCGUGCUUCUACGACGGGAACGGAGGAAGCGUCAACGUGCUGAGGAUAAGCCGGGCCAAUGGGUUUCCCCGUUGCGGCACCCAGCAGUAUGGCGACGUGAUGACUAACAUAGUCGUGGUCCAGUUUAACGACUACGUGCAGACAAGCAGGGACAAGAAAUACAAUCUCACGUGCUACUUUUCGGGACCUGGCGAAGCCGUUGUGACUUCUAACUACCUGGACACAAGGACGGACGGCCGGUACCCGACGCAAAUAGAGCAUCUACCGGCCCAGAACAUCCUGACCUCGAACGUCCAGCUGCGCAUCCUGUACCGGGGCACUCCAACAACCACCAUCGCCGUAGGGGACUUGCUGACAUUCAGGCUAGAGGCAAGGGGAAAGUACCAAUUCGAUUUCUACAGCGACAUCUUUGCCACUAACGUGAUUGCCAAGGACCCCUACUCCGGAAGACAGGUGCAUCUCAUCGAUUCCAGAGGGUGCCCCGUCGACCUGUACGUGUUUCCCGAGCUUCACAAAGCUCCAGACGGCGCUUUGGAAGCCGAGUUCUACGCCUUCAAGAUACCGGACUCAAACCUGCUCGUCUUCCAGGCGACAGUGCGAACAUGUCGCGGUCCUUGCGAGCCGGUGAUCUGCAGCGACCGCGGCCGGCCCGGCACGUUCCCGUCGUGGGGACGCCGGAGGCGUUCCGUGCCCGAGCAGCAGCCAGCUGCGCCGGCCGCCGUCGCGCUGCCCGUCAUGAAGAUGAGCAACGCCACCAAGCCGGCGGCAGUAGUCACGAUUGACGGGGCCGGCCAGUCUCCGAAGCCCGCGAAGAACGCCACCAGGGCCGCGAACUCGAGCGAGGAGGAAGCCGAGGAGGUGCACGAGCUGCUGCACGUGUACCUGUCGCGUGCCGACAUUCCGCACGACGGCCCGUCUGCACUGUACAAGAAGCCGACAGUGUGCGUCGCCCAGUCCGGCUACUACGCCCUGGUGGUGGUACUCGCUAUUCUCAUCUGCGCCCUCGUGGGGGUCGCCAUGGGAGCCACGUUCUAUGUUCGAAGGGUCAAGCUGCAGGUGAAGGAGGCCCAGGCCGGAAUGACUUCGCCCAGUCCUUGCAGUAUGUACGUGUCCCAGUUCCAGCCGGCUCCUCCGGUCUCCAAGUUCGAGGACCCGAGCGAACCGAUUUACACGGACCCGUCGCUGUUCGAGAGGUCCCGGUCUCUGCGAAGCCUGACCGUGUCGCACGUCGGCAAGCUGAAAGGCGACUUUGACUGAACGACGCGGGCGGCAUUUGACCGGUGUGAACGGGCUGCCUGAACACGGCAGCUUAGUCCGAGCGAACUGAGCGACGAAGGAACGCAAUCGAAAACGAACAAUUCGGGAUUGUGUUCUGGUAGAACUGUCUUCUUCUGCAACGCGCAAAAUACCAUACCAGAAGUAAGGAGGUGUAUAUUAAGAGAAUUUCAGUCGUCCUUGCUUUAUUGUUAAUGUACAGAGUAAUAUAAGUAUAUAUAUAUGCAAAUGAACUGGCUAAAAAAAUAAUCAUGGGUGGAAUACUGUGACACGGUUCCCUCUGCACAAGUUCAGUUUGCUUCACACAGUGUUGCAUAGAAAACACGCACUUUCUUUUGCUCUGUUUUGUCCAGGCGAUAGCAAUACAAAAGAUAAUUCUGUUUAUUGAUCGAAUCACAGUGGAGAAAUACUCCGAAGCAUUCAUUCUUAUCUCGGUGCUCCAUUACCAACGUAGAUUCGUCGUCCCAUUACUUGAAUAUUCGACAUUUUUCUUAAGUGAAUAACGGGCGGCGUGGACAUAUAUCUCAAGUUAUUGCACUCUAGGCCACUCCUGUGAAAGUAUAUUGAAGUCUUUCGUGGCUAUCAGCGUUUCAGCCACUGGCGUCAUUGCACAGAUAUCGCAGUGUGCGGCAACCGAGGAGAUGUACAAGUGUUGCUCCCGGCGAUUGUUUCUUCUUCAAUAUUCGUUUGUGUUUGUCUGCACCGCGAAAUGUGUUAUAGAGGCGUAAGUUAAAUGUGCACGCGAAGCCAGCGGUGAAGCUUCUGUGUAGCAAGGCGCGCUCAAUGUCACGUGACUAUAUUUUCGCGCCUCGGGCAGGACUUGUGCAUAGUCGCCUUCUGGCUGUUGGAUUCGCGUGCAAAACUGUGUUUCCUUAAUUUCCGUAGUUUUUCAUGUUCUUGCUUCGACUUUUCGGAUUAGAUGCCGAGCAUAAACAGCUGCUGCAAAAAUAUGUGUGAGUGACAACCACUGCAUUGCAACGCGCAUGCACUUAAAUCUGUCAUGCCGCAAGGGAUAACCAAUGCCUCCUCGACACAAAUAUCUUCAAUCUUCCUGUUGUGCUGAGAGAAGUUCGCCGGGGACUGGGCGUUUAGCUGGGAUACUGGCGACUUAUGCUAUUCUUUUGCCAAGCCUUUCAUAAGCGUGUUUGGUGUGCGAAGCAGUACGUACUUCCACUCCUAUUCCAUUUGCUAUACUCGUGACAGUUGCGAGAGUAAAGGACUUGACGGCGGCGGUUCGGUACCGCGUCUAUGGGGAGUCAGCGGUGGUGCGGAGGCGCUACAGCAGUUACGUGCACUGAAAUAGGCUGAAACCCUCCGGUAGUGAUGCGACAAUAAUGGCACGAAAUUCUGCACGGUACCACUUCGCGCGCAUAGGAGCGCAUGCGCUGCCACGUGCAAGCGCGCUGGCGCCCAGUCAGGUUGGAAGAUGGACACGUGCGCCUCGAGACGAGAUGCGAAUUCGCCAGCGCAAGAUGGCAGCACGUGCUACUGAAAACUACUUCCUCCGAUCGCCAGGGUGUGUAUUACAGCGCUGAUGUCGGCACGCAAAGCUUGAGCUCUGGCUGUUGAUAUUAUAUUCUGACUAUCUCACCUAUUAUGUUAAACUUCCGGCGCGGAAGGAAUUCGAUAACGUGUGGGCACUCGAGAAAGCGCCUCGUGACUGAACAGAUAGAACGAGAUGGGAAGGUGGGCGUGAGGUGCGCGCGUAAACGAUCGACGCACGCGGCCUUUGAUUAUGCAUGGGCGAGUCGUUUGUACGCGCGAUAAGAUAGCUCGUUCAAGUGGCACGUCCGUUCGUCCGGUUUUGACCUUUAUUCGUGGCACAGUUUUCUGAAUACGUUUCGUCCGUUCGAAACGCGAAGAGCACAAUGUGCCGCGCGAAGCAAAACUGAGUGCGACGACAGCGUUUCGAUUGUUUUUCACCGAUGUCUUAAACGCAAUCAGCGCCGUCUCUCAUUACGUGCAUCAAUGUUUAACCUCCGUUAUUGUCAAACCAUCCAAUUUCUAUCGAGCUGGAUUUCCAAAGAAACUGAAGAAGCAACUUAUGUGUUUUGGCUUACUUGUGUUCUGUAAAUAACUUAUGCGAGCGACGCAUUGACACUGGCGACCUCUGAGGACAUUUUAUCAGCGUGGUUCUAGGCGAACGGACGACAAUUUUGACAGAAGUGGCGACCGAAAGAAGCCCUGCGCGUACCCCAACAAGGGCUUGAGGCAGUUCGCUCUGAACAGUAUGUAGUUGUAGGAGGAGCAUGCGUUUGGUCGCUUAUCAUGAAUUUACGCACAUUCAGCCCUAAAUUUACAGGCCUGGGAUGUGGAUCGGUGGGAGUAACCAGAAUAUAACAUAAGUAUGAUCGCGAUUCGAUACCUUGUUACCAUCUUCCAUUCGCGACGGGCCAAUCACGGAGAUAACGUGAGCGGAGCGCAGCUCGGACCACUGUAUGAAGGCGAAAAGGAAUAGCACUGAAUCAGAAUCAUAACAGUCCAUACUUUAUCUGGAGUUUCUCGACCGAAUUGUGUUGUGCACUAGAUAAAGGCUAGAAUACUCACCGGUGGCAGGCCAUAAAUAUCGGUAUCGAAAUACCUCACCUAUUACCUUUCCAUGACCGCGGACCAGAUCAGCGGUGAAGUCGGUUAUCAACACUGCACUGCAAGAGCUAGCGCUUUUUUACGGGCUUUGCUUUAUCACACUGUCACUCGCAAUUGCAUCCGGAAAUUGUCCGGAGUGUGCCUUAGAUUAUGCUCUACAGCAUGCUUCAUUUUGUAGUGAGCAGAGCAAUGCUUUAAUCGAAUAUAAUAUAUACGAACAUGGAACGUCUUGCCUUGCUAUGCGCGUGGUUGAAGCUCAGCAAGCGUCUUGAGUCUUUACUUUUACGCGAGCACUGUGACCUUUUGUUGAUGUAAUCGAAUAAAUGCCGUGGACAAGA
This is a messenger RNA of Dermacentor andersoni, 7414 nucleotides long. The record is from RefSeq and is a predicted model, not a curated record. NCBI's taxonomy places the organism in Eukaryota, Metazoa, Arthropoda, Arachnida, Ixodida, Ixodidae.